Cyclopterus lumpus (lumpfish) is the source of this 1071-nucleotide messenger RNA. RefSeq names its product multicilin. The record is from RefSeq and is a predicted model, not a curated record. The coding region runs from base 10 to 1071 and encodes 353 amino acids. Gene Ontology annotation, biological process: negative regulation of DNA replication; negative regulation of cell cycle. Gene Ontology annotation, cellular component: nucleus. The transcript is spliced from 7 exons. Lineage: Eukaryota; Metazoa; Chordata; Actinopteri; Perciformes; Cyclopteridae.
CCUGAGCCGAUGGAGAUGCAAAGAGACAGCAGGGCGUUUGGCGUUGCGCGCACCAGCCAAAAGUUGAGGAGGGCUGCGGGAAACACAAAGGACAAGCUGGUGCCAAGGAGCAGCAGCCCCGUCGGCGGGUACGUUGAGUUCCCGUGCGUCAUUGAGCAAGCUUUUUCAACAAUCGCGUGGGAUGAUUUGGAGGACUGUGCGUCUGCGGUGAGACGGGAGAGCGACUCCCUCGGCUCUCAGGUGAACGACUCUGAUGUAGAUGACCAAGACUUUGGAGAUUACGGGCUGGAUUUCAUGGCAGAUUCUCCGGCCACUCUGGAGAGCAGUCUGUCUCCAGCUGAGCUGGUUUCAUUCCAGGGAUGCAUCCUACCCCUCCUCACCCCUCAGCGGUGCUUCUCUUCAGAAACUGGUCUGGUUUGCUCUUUAGCAGGCGACCCAUCUGCCCAAGACGGAGCUCCCUGGGUGGGCAUCGCUCAGUUCCAGGGCAGGGCGUUGGGAGAUUCCAUGGAAGUCAACAAUCAGCUCCACGAGACUCUCCGGCAACAGCAGGAAGAGAUCAACUCCCUCCAGGAGCAGAACCUUCCCCUCAGGCAGCUGGCCAGCCGUGCAAAGCACCUGGCCUCGGUGCUCGAGAAACUGAUGACGGACAGAGGACCACAGGCAAGGGAGCCAGUGACACCCUGGGGCGACCAAACGUCCCUGGGUCCCUGCAAGCGGCAGCGGCUCGAUGAAGGGUACGAAACGGAGCCCUCCGACUCAGUGGAGGACAUGCUGAGGGACAUCAGCACGCGAUGCAACGCUGUCCUGCACGGCGCCAAUGCCGGGGAUAGACCGCCGCGGGAGCCAGAGACCAUACGCAUGCACGGCGCAUUCUCCGGCCUGCAGAUGUCUGCUGCUUCCGGCAGCUCGGUGGCACACGGAGCAGGAGCCGCCGAGAGUGUCUCGUCCUUCCGGACGUCCGUCCGAGAGCACUGCACCAUGAGGACUCGGGUGUUUCCUCACGGACGGGCCUUCACCUCCACGACUUCGCAAGGGGGGUACCGCUUCCGCUGGGUUCCCGACCACAGCUGA